AUGGCUGAGAGCGACACAGGAGAUAGUGGGCAAGACGCUGCUAUUAAUACACGGCUAGUGGGCGAGAGUGGUGUCCGUUCUCGAUCAGAUGCCACUGUUGGAUGUUUACCAUCAACUCCCCUUUCAAUUCACCGAACACCAGCAUCGUCAUUGCAUGGCAUAGAAAAGAAUUUAUCGAGUCGCCUACAGACUACUCAAGAAUCAUCAAGCCAACUCCCGACACCUCAGUUGCCACCAGCCCCAGUGUCUAGUCAUGGCUCCAUUUCGGAGGUUUCCGCAUAUCCCAGCAUCACUCAAGCCCUACGAAGUUCUCUCCCUCCUCGGAAAGAUAUUGAAAUCCUCAUCGAAAGACUCAGCAGUAUGUCAAUCUUUUGCUACAAAUCUAGCUUUGAACUAUGCAGCUCGUGGCCAAGCGAAAAAGCCCAAGAACAAAUACCAACAACCAAUCUCCUAUAUUCGGAAAGCCACCCAAUCUUGUUGGCAAGGCAAAUGCUGCUUUUCGUAGUAGGGUUGCAACAUCUGUCUCCCACAAAAGCUAUACCUGGCCUCACCAAGCAUCAUCGCGCUAUUAUGGAGCAGCUAGCAGACUCCGUCAUCAAUCUAGUAAAUACGAAUGACGUCUUGCUUGGCACAUUGGAGGCUCUCGAGAACCUCAUUCUUGAAGGCUUCUAUCACAUAGAUCGCGGCAACAUCCGACGAGCCUGGAUCACAAUGCGCCGUGCUGUCAUGACAGCACAGCUAUUGGGCUUGCAUCGACCAGGCCACUAUCGCUUCAAAGUCGUCAACCAGCAAAGCGAUCUUGAUCCUGCGGCCAUGUGGGCCUGUGUGGUUUCCACGGAACAAUUUCUGUGCUUGCUACUGGGUCUGCCCACAAGCACCAGCGGUACGAGUUUCGCAAUCCCCAGGGUUGAGAGCGGCAACUUGCCUAUAUUCGUUCCAGAUAUGGUACCCAAAAUUAUCGAACGUAAUCAGAAGAAUUCACCCCAAGAAGCACUUGAUAUGACUCAAGAGAUGGAUCAAGAACUAUUGAGGGCCAUUGAGCAAUGGCCUCCUGCGUUCUGGCGGCCAUUGCAAUUCGCGGGUCUCGAAGUAGACUCGGCGGAGGCCUUCUGGGAAACUCGACGAGCUUGGGACCAUGUGUUUUAUUACUCUUUGGUGAACCAGCUCCAUCUGCCAUAUAUGCUAAACCCAAGACAUGCCUCGCAGAGGGUGUACUCGAGAAUCGCCUGUGCAAGCGCCAGUCGUGAGAUUUUGAGCCGACAGAUCGCGAUCCGUACGUUCAACCCAGUCACGGCCGGCUGUCGGAUGGGCGAUUUUAUAGCUCUGAUUGCUGGUAUGACACUGAUGCUGGCUCACAUCUUGAGCCACUGUAACAAGGGCACGGAAAACCUACUUGUACACCACCGAGUUGGAGAUCGGGCGACAGUGGAACGGGCUCUCGAGUGUAUGGAAUCCGUGUCGGAGCUACAUGAGGAUGUCCUCACAGCGAAAUGUGCUGCCCUUCUUAAGCAUUUGUUGGAUAUUGAAGCGGGGCCUGCACAGAAGUACUCGGAUGUCGGUGAAGAAAACGACCAAAACGUGUUGGUAGUGAAGGUGCCGUACGUUGGUGCCAUCAGAAUUGCGCGAGACAGUAUUUCUAUUACGCCCUUCGACGCAGAGCAGGAGCAGGUUCCCCAUGAGGGCGUGACAAUUGGUGGCUUUGGGUCUAUCCAUGUCAGAACACCACAAGUCUCCAACCAUCAUACACCUACUGAUGUAGUCGCACCCGAUGCUGCAGCCUCACGAGGAACCGCGCAGGCAGUGGAGGCAUCUUCAGCACGGAAGCAUGGGGGGCAGGUUUCCCAGGCCGCGUCUGGAGAUGUUUUCACACUGCCAGAAGAUGCAUUCCCGGAUGCUUCUGCUGGCAUGGAAGAAUGGCUUUUCCAAGGACUUGACACUGCCUUCUUUGAUAUGCUGAUGAGCGGAGCUAGGGAGCCGCUAAAUGGUACUGACACUGAAGGAUGGAAUUUUACAAUUUCCCCAUGA
Molecule: messenger RNA, 2025 nt
Organism: Penicillium hordei
Lineage: Eukaryota; Fungi; Ascomycota; Eurotiomycetes; Eurotiales; Aspergillaceae
Product: fungal specific transcription factor domain-containing protein
Exons: 2
Coding region: 1-2025 (674 amino acids)
Biological process (GO): DNA-templated transcription
Molecular function (GO): DNA binding; zinc ion binding
Source: RefSeq, a predicted model, not a curated record